AGAUCAGGACUCACUUAUCGCUCUUUUUAAAUUAUAGACUUGAGGUCCAUAGACUCAUUUUUCUCCAAAAUAAGGGCAAAACUCAAAAGAGUCUCUCACCAUUUUUGCUAGUUUUGGUGGUCUACUGAAGCUGCUAUAUCCAAGUCUCUCUAGCAGGCAAAAGAACACAAUGGACUGGCCUUAUGUGCAUAAAAUCUGGGAAAGAUCAAUUUCGACCAAUGUUGGUUCAGGUCAACCAUUGAAGGCUGCUUUGCUUUUAAAUUACGAUCCUAAUGGCCCUUCUCGUCUCAUGUCUACUAUUGCAGAGCAAGAGGGUAUAAAGGCAGAUCCAACUGAAAUGUGUGAACUUGUCAGUUUUGUCAAGAGAAACAAACUGCAGACAGAGAUCUUUGUCAUUGGACAGAAUCAAUAUCUUGUAACAUCAAUUCAUGAGAGUUGGUUCUGUGCAAGAAGCAUGAACACUUCAAAACCUUCUGGUGAAGGUGCUAUUCUGAUGCACACGGGAGCAUUUCUCUUAAUUGGAUU
Capsicum annuum is the source of this 525-nucleotide messenger RNA. RefSeq lists its product as uncharacterized. The record is from RefSeq and is a predicted model, not a curated record. Gene Ontology annotation, molecular function: actin binding. NCBI's taxonomy places the organism in Eukaryota, Viridiplantae, Streptophyta, Magnoliopsida, Solanales, Solanaceae.